UACAAACAAAAUGGAAAUGUUGUCACUUUAAAAGUAGUUGUUUGCUCAUGCAACUAUAGCUGCUGCUGCUGGUGACUGUCUGCUUCUGAAUAUUAGUUCAUGAGUUAGAUCAAACUCAGCGAUAAGCGUUAAUGAGUGAAACUUUAGCCAUAGAAGUGGAGGAGGCGAGCUCCCUGUUUCUCCACUGCAGGAUCUGGUUUCACGCACUUGUCAACUGUGCAUCCAAACACUGAGCUGUGUGGCUCGUAACGUCGUUUCUGUGUCUGCUGCCGAGUGUUUGGGAGGCAGUUUUUAUUCUGAUGGAGACGAGAAUGGAACCAAGAAACCAAACAUCCAGAAUUAGAUGAUAGGAGGCUGGUUGGGAUGACUGUGUCAUGGGCGCAGAGCGCGAGGAGAACGAGCCGACGAGCGGAGACGAUGAUGAAGCUCAACAGGACACAGCUAGUAUUGCGGACGUGUCAGUGGAGGUGGCCACAGUGGACCACACUCUGCAGAAGCUCUGCAGGAAGUUCAGAAAGACCAGACGGAAGCCCAAGGGACUCAAGAGGCUGUGGGCCCACCUGCUGAACGUCCCUCACCUGGCUCUCAUCAUAGCAGCGGUGGUGUUUGUGGUGGUGGUGAUCAUAUGGUCCCUGCUCUGGGUCUUCAUAUUCCGCAGGGAAAGCAACAGCGGAGCGUACUUUGCCGGGAUGUUCCGUCUUGCCAAUGUGGAGUUCAUCCCCGAGUACCGGCAGGCUGAGUCCCACGAGUUUGUGUCCAUGGCAAACAAAAUACAACAUGUGGUGAGCAACGUGUACAAGAUGUCCUCAGUGGCCAGACUGUACAAGCAAGCUGUGAUUUCAGACCUCAGUAACAGUAAAGAUGGCGUGCUGGUGCAUUUCUGGAUGGUGUUCGUGGUCCCUCGUCUGAAGAGCCCUGCUGUGUGUGAGGAGUGUGUGGGCGUCAUCUUCAGAGACUCCGUCCAUACCAGCCUCAGGAACAGGACGUCUGUCGGAUACUUACUGAGCCUUCCAGUCGACAUAGACUCCAUCCUCAUCAACGCUGUUCAGCGCUCAGACUACACAUCUAAUGCUGCAGCAGGCUCACAGUGUGUCGAUAAGAUGCACGCCAACCAUCCUGGGGCGAGGGUCCCUCUAAACGUCUUUUCAUCAUGGGGUGGUGUGAGUUGCCAUGUGAAGCUCACCGUCGUCCCCGGUGCCCUCGUACGUCUGACCAUCACCUCGUUCUUCAUUGAGCCCAGCGACUGCGUGCAUGAUGCUCUGACCGUGUAUGAUGCCCUGCUGCCCAUGAGGGGGCGCAUUCUGCACAAGCUGUGUGAGCCAGUGUCCGCCUCCUUCUCCCUCGUCUCUACCUCCAACGUCAUGUUGCUGUCCUUCAGAAUGACGAACGGCAACAAGACCUUCAGAGGACACUUUGAGGCCAUCACAGAGGAAAUUUGCCUGUCUCAAAUUGAGACCCAGUUCGAGCCUGACGUCACUGGUCACAUCUACAGCCCCUUCUACCCCAGCAUGCUGCCCCCUAAGUGUUUCUGCACCUGGAGGUUUGAGACCUCUAAUCGUGCGUUAGGAGUCGCUCUGCAGUUUCAGAACUACGUGCUGAAACCAAAGGGCAUGAAGGGCUGUGACCACGGCUGGUGGAAGGUCAAUGAAAUCAUUUUCUGUGGCAGCUACGUGGGACACCGCACGGUGUUUCGAAUCGCCGACCACAGCCCAGAGGUGGAGUUUCGCUGCAGCUCACGUAACUCUGCUCAGCCGUUUCAGGCGUCGUACAGCAGCUUCAACAUCAGCCAACCCUGUCCAGAGAGCCACUUCCUGUGCUCCACUGGACUGUGUGUGGAGAAAAGUCGACGCUGUGAUGGCCUGGACGACUGCCAGGACGAGAGUGACGAGGUCUUCUGCUUGAGCGUCUAUAUUUACCUGAGCGAUAAGUCACAUGAUGGAAGAAUGAUACAUGUUUUGGCAGCGAGGCCUACGAUGAACUGUGGCGGCAAAAGUCCUCCACAUCCUCUGUUUGUGUGCAAUGGAGAGACGGAUUGCACUGAUGGAAGCGAUGAGAUCAACUGCACUCAGGAAACUACCUGCUCUGCGAUCAGGUACCAGUGCAGCAGUGGCUCCUGCAUCCUGAAGAAGAACGCUAAAUGUGAUGGAGUUCAUGACUGUCGGGACCGCAGCGAUGAGGCGGACUGUGCCUGUGGCCGUCAGACCCAGGUCAAUAAGGUGGUUUCAUCCUCGGGCCCUGAACGCAUCGUGGGUGGCGAUAACUCUGUGGAAGGGGAGUGGCCGUGGCAGGUCAGCCUCCACUACUCUGGUAACCUUUACUGUGGCGCCUCUGUCCUCUCCUCCAAUUGGCUCAUCUCCGCUGCACACUGCUUCAGCAAAGAAAGGCUGUCAGACCCACGUCACUGGAGCGCUCAUCUGGGCAUGCUGACGCAGGGCAGUGCCAAACACGUGGCAGAGAUCCAGCGGAUUGUGGUGCACGAGUAUUACAACGCGUACACAUUUGACUAUGACAUCGCCCUGCUGCAGCUGAAGAAGCCCUGGCCUUCCUCCCUCGGUGCGCUGGUCCAGCCCGUGUGUCUGCCCCCCAUCUCCCACACAGUCACCAAGAGCCACCGCUGCUGGGUCACCGGGUGGGGAUACCGCUCAGAGGAGGACAAGGUGCUGCCAUCAGUUCUGCAGAAAGCAGAGGUUUCCAUAAUGAGUCAGACCGAGUGUAAGAAGAGCUACGGCCCUGUCUCACCCCGCAUGCUGUGUGCCGGGGUCCCCUCCGGAGAGAGGGACGCCUGUCGGGGUGAUUCUGGGGGUCCUCUGUCCUGUCAGGCACCAGGCGGGGGUCGCUGGUUCCUCAUUGGUAUUGUCAGCUGGGGGGCGGGUUGUGGGCGACCCAACCUGCCUGGCGUCUACACCAGGGUCAACAAGUUCACCUCUUGGAUCUACAGCCAUAUCAGCGGAGAGGGGGAGUUGAAGGGGCCCACCCAGUCGCUGAGCCCCCCCACGAAGCCUGAGGAGGAUGGAGUAGAGCAGAGGACGGAGGGGGGGCGAGCUCCGGCCUGUGGCUCCUGGAGGAGGUGGAUGCUGGGUCUCCUGCCUUUCUUUCCCUUCACUGCUGCCGUUGCACUGACCCUCCACUACUUAACAUCGCCGCCCUCCUCAGUGUUCUUCCUCGGUGGCAGCAUGGAGUUCCCAAACCUGAGCUUCUCUUCAGAACUGACUGACUCCACCUCCCCACAGUUCCGCCUGCAGGCUCAGGCUUUGAACCAUUAUUUCUCAGAUCUCUACGAGUCGUCGCCGUGGAGCUGUUACUACCUGCGCUCAGGAAUCACGGCCUUCAGUGAAGGAGCAGAGGGGCUCAAUAUCUUCUACUGGAGUCAGUUCUACGCCCCGGACGAUGUUGCCAUGGCGAUCCGGAUGUCCAGCCCGGAGAAGCUGCAGCGCAGGAUCCCCGGCAGCAACAAGGUGCAGCGCUACUACAUGGAGCAGGAUGAGGACAUGCUCCACCUACUGGGUUUGGACCCUGAUGACUUUGAAUCGGAUGAAAAAUCAGGCAAGAUAAAGAAUCCCAGCAGCCUGCAGAGUGGAAAGUGGCAGCUCGGCUUCCAAGCAAUGUCCUUUGACCUCUACGCCAAAUACGGCAACAACCGCACGCUGAGCCUCGUGAGUCCCAAGAAACCGUACUACCAGUGGCGACUACGCGUGCCAUCAGGUCACGUGGUUCGGCUGGUUAUCCUCACCCUGCAUGGUGCCACGCCAGGAAGCUGCACUGCCCACAAGCUCUCGGCCUACGACUUCCUGCUUCCUUUACAGAACAAGAUCAUUGCCAGGUGGUGUGGACUGCCUGUUUUGGGUUCGUCUCCGGUCAUGAAGCUGACGUCCUCUGGGAACGUCAUGUUAGUCACCUUCUCCUUCAGCAGACAGAGAGAUGGAGCCAUAUUCAAGGCAUAUUUCCAGGCCAUCCCGAAAGCAGGUUGUGGAGGAUCUCUCUCCUCUUGGAACGGUUCUAUUUCCUCGCCCUACUACCCUUCCUAUUACCCUCCCAAUAUAGACUGCGUCUGGACACUGCGGGCGCCGUUGCCAGGAUACCUGAUCUCAAUGACGAUCGUGACUAUGGACAUUCAGGAUUCCUCGUCAUCGGACGGCUGUGAGAAAGACUGGCUGGACAUCGGAGGGGUCAAACUGUGUAACCCAGUGUCAGACAGCAGCAAGAAGCGAGUGUACUCCUCUCCACUCUCCCUUCACUUCCGCUCCGAUGAAUCACUCACUCAUAAGGGCUUCUACUUGCUCUACAGAGCUUUCUCUCCAGAGAGCACUUGUCCUCGUCAGUUUCGCUGUGGAGAUGGCCGCUGCAUCCCGCUGAGGAAAGUGUGUGAUGGAGUGAAAGACUGCUCAGAUGGACGGGACGAGGCUAAAUGCUCGUCCUGCAGGCCCGGGGAGGUGAUGUGUGGUAACGGCCAGUGUAAACCUCAGAGCAGCCAGUGUGUUAGUCAGAGCACGUGUGCGGACAGCAGCGAGGAGGGCACCUGUGGGAGUAAAUGUUUUCACGCGUGUCCCAACAAGCUGUGUUUGCCAAAGUCCUCAGUGUGUGACGGUGUCGCCGACUGCAAAGACCGCAGCGAUGAACUCAACUGUACCAGAGCAUAUUUUAAAGGCUGCUCCUCAUCCUCUUACAAAUGUGCCAAUGGAAAGUGUGUUGGUAAGAUCAACCCUGAGUGUGAUGGGGUCAAAGAUUGUUUUGAUGGCUCUGAUGAAAUGCGCUGUAGUUGUGGCACCAGGCCCAGGAAGCGCACAAAGAUAGUUGGCGGCUCUGAUGCUGGAGCGGGUUCCUGGCCGUGGCAGGUCAGCCUCCAGAUGGAUCGCUACGGCCACGUCUGUGGAGCCACACUGGUCUCCAGCCGCUGGCUCAUCUCUGCAGCCCACUGCUUCCAGGACUCAGAUGCCAUUAAAUACUCAGAUGCCCGAGCAUGGCGGGCCUACAUGGGAAUGCGUGUGAUGUCUGUGGGGAACAACGGAGCAGCCACCAGACAGAUCCGGCGAAUCCUCCUCCACCCUAAGUACGACCAGUUCACCUCCGACUACGACAUCGCCCUUCUGGAGCUCAGCGCUCCCGUCUUCUUCAAUGACCUGGUGCAGCCUGUGUGCGUCCCUGCCUCCUCACACACCUUCACCACAGGGACCAGCUGCUACGUAACAGGCUGGGGGGUCCUCAUGGAGGACGGUGAGCUGGCCUCUCGCUUACAAGAGGCCUCAGUGAAGAUCAUCAACAGGAACACCUGUAACAAGCUGUAUGACGACGCUGUAACUCCCAGAAUGCUGUGUGCUGGGAACUUGCAGGGAGGUGUGGAUGCCUGCCAAGGUGACUCAGGAGGUCCGUUGGUGUGUCUGGAGCGCGGCAGACGGUGGUUCCUGGCGGGGAUCGUGAGCUGGGGCGAAGGCUGCGCGAGGCAAAACCGUCCUGGCGUCUACACACAGGUGGUGAAGUUCACCGACUGGAUCUAUCAGCAGACCAGAGGACAGGUGUGACUGACACGGGCAAGAACGACAGACUUAACACAUGGGACAGAGGUUUUCACACGUGGAGUCUGUCUGCAGACUGAUGGCGACACAUUCAGACAGUUUUGGGGAACAUGUUCACUGGAAACACCAGUGGGAGCAUCGUCUCUACCAACCAGCUCCUGUAAAAUCCCUGCUAGCCCAGACCUGGUCUGAAAACAUCAACAGAAUGUGGACGAGUACAAAAACAUCACCACUAAAUUAACUUGGUUCUGGUCAUUGUACAUAAUUAUUAGACUUUGGUUGGAAUGCCUCACAUAGACUACAAACUCGAUAAUACAACAUUUUACACUAUACUGUUAAGUAACACUUCAAAGUCUUUCUGCACAUGUAGCUUAAACUUUGGGUCACAAUUUUUGUUAUCAGCAAAAAUAUUGUAAAAUGUCAUCUGCCAAUAUUAGGAUCCAAAAUGGUGAAAAAUUGGAAUUCAUCAAAACAAAAAACACUGUAUAGUCUAUAGUUUUCACCCAGGGUCCCAGGCAUUUGUUGGGUAUCAGCAAAAAUAUUUUAAAGUGCCUUUUACUAAUUAAAAAAAUGGAUACUAUUAAAAGAGUUUCGGGGGAAAACCAAGUUAUCUCAGACAUGAAAUGACUCCUAUGCUUCAUUAAAGGUUUUUUCCACUUUCUACAGAUCUUUGCUGUAUAAGGCCUCUGUUGAGCUGCACUUCCUGUAACUACCAUCUUAGAACAGGAACAUGAAUCCAUAUUGAAGUCGUUUAAGUUGCUCUGCCUAUAAAAAAAACUUAAAGAAGUAUUACUUUCAAUCUAUUAAAUGCAGGUUGUGAUCUACAAUUUUGACAGCUUAAUGGUACAUUUCAAGUCUCCACAAUUGGCACCAUGUUUCUGUGCUAAUUACAACAGGGUCAAUGACAAUGUCAUUUGUCGACAACAAAAACCACUUUGGUCUUUUUUGUCGAAUGUGGAACAAGUUCUCCUCCCAUGAGUAUGUAACCGUGUAUUUUCGCCCUCAUCCGUACGUCCAUGUACUGUAUAUGUGUGUUCACGACUCUGCACGUGUUGUUUCUGUACUGUGUGUGUGUAUGGAUGUGCAUUUGUAUAUCGUGCGUUUAUCUGAGUCAUAGCCUUAUGUUGAAUAUAUUCUGUAGCGAAUAAUCCCACAGUAGGAGGUGGUAAUAUAUUUUGCAUUUCAGAUUCACUGUGACGUGUUAAUUUAUCUCUAUGGUGCCUCGUCUCCUCUCUACCGUGUGCUCAGUGACAAGCAGGAUAACAGCUGCUCUAAAAACCACCAUGCAGUAGAUGCUGGUGGAAUAAAUAAGAUAAUCAGGUGAAAAACUGUUUCAAACAUUUUAUCCAUUCUGCUCUCCCCUCUUAUUCAGCUCUUAUCACCACCCAGUGGCCAGUCUGUGCCACAGUCUCUCUCACUGUAUCCCCAGAGGGAGCGAUGGCACCUUUCUCCCACACCGCUGCUCAAAGAUACCACUUAACAUGCCUUUAUAUUAAAGACACAGUUUCCUUCGCAGCAGAUCAGAAGUGUGUUUCUCAUCCAGACCUUUGCUCUCGCUGUAUUUUUAUUUUAACAUUUCGAAACUUUGGUUGGGGGGGGUAUCUGCUUCAACUGUAAUUGGUGCUUUUAACUGAUAAGAGAAGGAGGCAACAGUAACUUGUAUCAAUAUUUGGA
This is a messenger RNA of Paralichthys olivaceus (Japanese flounder), 7184 nucleotides long. RefSeq names its product transmembrane serine protease 7. Gene Ontology annotation, biological process: proteolysis. The record is from RefSeq and is a predicted model, not a curated record. NCBI's taxonomy places the organism in Eukaryota, Metazoa, Chordata, Actinopteri, Pleuronectiformes, Paralichthyidae. Gene Ontology annotation, molecular function: protein binding; serine-type endopeptidase activity.